UUUCCCACUCCACUCGCUGCUGCUUACCAAAAAAUUUCCUACCAUUUUCUGUUUGGCUUCCAAGAAAACAAUCCAGAAACGGGAAGUAAUUUUCAUUUUCCGAUUAUAAUUAGUGGCUUUCAUUUUCACUGCGCCCGUCAUACCGAUGAAGUGAAGAAAAAAGUCCUAAAUUCGAUAUAAUCGGAAAAAGAAAAGGAAGAAAACAGAAGAUGGGUAUUGAGUCGGAGGCGAGCAACUCGAAGUCAGCAACGGCGUCGUAUGAUGCUGCGGCGGCGGCGGCAGCGGCGGCGGGGGAGGGAGGGUGGAAUAAGGCGAGAGGAAUGGUGGUGAAAACGCUGGUGCUUAUUGGAGGAGCUCUCUUGCUUAAACGCCUCACCAAGUCCACCACGCGCUGGGACCACGCGCGUCUCGUCUCACGCUCCCUCUCUGGCGAGAAGUUCUCCAAGGACCAGGCUUCUAGAGAUCCCGAUCAUUACUUCAAUUUCAGAAUGCUAACAUGUCCUGCAGCCGAAAUGGUGGAUGGCUCCAAGGUUUUGUAUUUUGAACAGGCAUUCUGGAGGACUCCUCAGAAGCCCUUUCGGCAGAGAUUCUACAUGGUGAAGCCUUGCCCUAAAGAGUUGAAAUGUGAUGUUGAGCUAAGCACGUACGCCAUUAGAGAUGCAGAGGAGUACAAGAACUUCUGUGAUCGCCCGAAAGACCAGCGCCCAUUGCCUGAAGAAGUUAUUGGGGCGCAGGAUAUUGCAGAACACUUAACAACAAUACACCUCAAGCGUUGUGAUCGCGGGAAACGCUUAUAUGAAGGGUCAACUCCACCUGUGGGGUUUCCUAAUUCAUGGAAUGGAGCAAGCUACUGCACAUCAGAACUUUCAAUUUUGAGAAACAAUGAAAUUCAUGUUUGGGAUCGGGGCUAUGACGAUGACGGGAACCAAGUUUGGGGACCAAAGGAUGGCCCUUAUGAAUACAAGCCCGCACCUGCCUCUAGUAACAAUGAUAUGUUUUCCCCUUUCAGUUUCCCUAUUCAACAGUCCACGGAGAAGAGAAUCGAGGGCUCAUUUGUGUUGCGAGAAUGAUCAUUAGUUUAUAAUCAUGAUAUGUAAAUUGUUUACUGCAAUCUUGUCAAUUUUGUUUUGUUGAUAUAGUCCUCGGUGUUAAAUAGUUAGCAAGAUUUCAUAGUUGCUGGUGUUCUAGAAAGUCUAUCAGAAUUGUUACAUGUUAAAGAAAACAUCUCUAUCAUAGGGAUUUGUUCAUGGUGAGAUAUAAUGAAGUUGGUUUUCGAAUGAAAGCUCGACUGUGUAAUUAUUGCUACAUCUUUCUGCACAAAGAUGGAAAGAA
Molecule: messenger RNA, 1332 nt
Organism: Morus notabilis
Lineage: Eukaryota; Viridiplantae; Streptophyta; Magnoliopsida; Rosales; Moraceae
Product: chromophore lyase CRL, chloroplastic
Exons: 8
Coding region: 210-1070 (286 amino acids)
Biological process (GO): protein-phycocyanobilin linkage
Molecular function (GO): lyase activity
Source: RefSeq, a predicted model, not a curated record